Molecule: messenger RNA, 2544 nt
Organism: Camelina sativa (false flax)
Lineage: Eukaryota; Viridiplantae; Streptophyta; Magnoliopsida; Brassicales; Brassicaceae
Product: zinc finger CCCH domain-containing protein 17
Molecular function (GO): mRNA binding; metal ion binding
Source: RefSeq, a predicted model, not a curated record
AAAAAAAAAAAAACUUUUUAGGCUUUAGAUUUUUAAAGGGCACAAACACAGAGUCGCAAGGUUCUCUCUGGUUCGCUCUUUGUGGCGGCUCGUCUUCUUUUUCUUCAUCUUCUUCCACGGAGACUCUCUCUGAUCGGUGAAUUUCACAAUUUAGAGGGUUGCGAUCUGAAACCUUGCGAUCUACUAGAAAGGGAGAGAGAUUUAUCCAAGUAAUAAUAAUAAUGUUUGCGCCUGCGACUGCGACUCAACCGCAACAGCAUCAACAGCCGCAGCAGAAGCAGAAGCAAUCGGAGAUUUCAUCUGCUGCGGAAGAAGCUUUGAAGUGGAACACCGAUUGUGUUUACUUCCUUGCUUCUCCUUUAACCUGCAAGAAGGGACCCGAGUGUGAGUAUCGUCACAGUGAGUAUGCGCGUAUGAACCCUAGGGAUUGCUAUUAUUGGCUGAAUGGAAAUUGUAUGAAUCCCAAAUGUGGCUUUAGGCAUCCUCCUUUGGAGGGAUUGUUGGGAAUUCAAGGAGGUGCUCCUGCUGGUUCUGUGCAGCCAACACAUGCAACCGCGCAGGGUGUUGCAAAACAGCCGGUUCCAUGUGUCUUCUUUCAAAAAGGCAUGUGUGUGAAAGGGGAUAUGUGUUCAUUCUUGCACACGCCGAAUCCUGCUGCUUAUAAGAAACAGCAUCCCGUAGAAGCUAAGCCUGCUACUGAUCCUCAGAUUUCCAAAAAGCCAGCUGAAAGUAACACUGGGGAGAAGAAAUUUCUUGAUGCUAGCCUCUCAAUGGUGGUUAAAGCACGUACUGACAUAUCAGCUGCACCAAGAGUCGCUUCUGCUGGACUAAGGGAUAAUAGAAGUGUAGAGGGAUACGUUCCAAAACAUGCGGGCUAUGAGCCUGUUGUGCAGAGAAAGGGUGCAGGAGCUCCUUCUUUUAGUGAAGGAGGCCGUCCGACUCAGUUCCUUCAUAAAUAUGGAUCUGAUGAUAAUAACAGUUUUCACAAUGGUAAGGAUGCAGAUGACGUCUUAAGAGAGUCGUCUCCUGGGUUUGAUGUUCUUGUGGAUAAUGAGGCUGGAGAUACUGAGUAUUAUCAUGUUGAAGAUCGAUAUAGACGGAGAAGUCAGGAGGGAGGAAACCCAGAGUAUGACCCUGAUUUCAGUUCAAUUGCAGAUGGUGAUAGAGAAGGAUUCCGUGAUCAGAGGGAGUAUGCAUGGGGCCACCGUCGAGUUUCAUCUGAGAGAGGUGAUCGUUUGGACAGAAGGGUUUAUGCAGAAGAUGAGAGAUCAGAGAACAUACAGGAAUCGGAUCUGAGAUAUCGUUUAGCUAAGCAGAGGAAAGGCAAUGGUAUGAGAUCAGUAGGAAGCCAUGACUAUGCUGCUCCUGAAUCUUCUAUGGAUAGAGGAUAUAGAGACUCUCGUAGGGACACACAUAGGGAAAACUCCAUUAGCAGUAGCCGUCUUCAGGGUAGAAUUAAGCUUCGUGAGAGAAGCAAUGGCGAAGAAGGUCACUUUGACAGGAGAAGUGAGAGAGGAAGGGACAGAAGUGAGUUGUCAUCUCAGGGUAGACUCCGAGAUAGAAUUAAGGGUAGGUUAGAGGAAAACCAUACUGGUAUUCAGAAAAGAGAACUCCGGGCUCCAUGGGCUAGAAGAAGAGAACUGGAAGAAGAAAGAAAAUUAACUCCAAUAAGCAUUGCAGAAACUAGAAGCAGCAAAGUGGAAAGUAAGCCAGAUCAGCAGUCUCUUGGGAAGAGGAAAAGCUUGGAAGAGGAUCAUCAUAGUUAUAAGCGAUCAGGAGACUCAUUUGCAGCUCCUUUGCCUUUCAGUGAGAUUCUCAAGAGAAAAAGAGCGGCUGCAUCUGGUGGUAGGAGCAACGAGACCAUAUCGAAAGAGGAUGCUCGAGAUGAGACCAAACUCAUAGCAGAAGAGAAAACCGAGGUUGUCUCUGAACCAAACCCUCCCCACGAAGCUGAAGUAGAAGAAGGAACAGUGAUGGAGGAAGAAGAAGUCGUUGGGGAGGAAGAAGUGUAUGAAGGAAAUGAAGAGGAUCAAGCUUAUGAAGGCGAUGAGCUAAACGGAGAGUACUAUUACGAAGAAGGAUAUGAAGAAGAGGGAGGAGAAUACGCCUAUGAAGAAGGUGAAGAAGUAGUUUACGCUGCUGAGGAAGGAGAAGAAGAAGCAACAGAAGGAGGUGAAGAAGACAUUGAGGAGAAGACCGUUGAGAUGUUGUCAUGAAAGAAAGAGAUAUAACACACACACAAAAAAGCGUUUGCUCCUUUCCCCUCUCAGCUUAAUGCAAAAUGGAGAGAAGUCGUUGAGCGAAUAAUAUUGCAAUAGUCGCUUUUUAUCUUCUUUGGCUUGGCACUGAGAUUUUUAGUCGCCAAUUUUUUACGUAUUAUGAUUUCUUAAAUUGUAACUGUAGAAGAAAGAAAAGAAACUAUGGUACAAGUACAACAUAAUAUUUCUGAUUUUUUCUAAUCUGUUUUGAUGAUAUGUCUUUUUCCUCGAAUUAAUAGGAAAUCUCAAGGAAUUGCUUUUUAAAUCCUUUCUGUUAUUGUUUUUA